Messenger RNA from Geodia barretti, 2790 nucleotides. NCBI's taxonomy places the organism in Eukaryota, Metazoa, Porifera, Demospongiae, Tetractinellida, Geodiidae. The record is from the annotation of a GenBank genome assembly.
AUGAAGACUAAGCAAGUGCCGACAGAAGACCAAACUGGGACCACAAAAGUCGCAUCGGACAGUGCCAUGGUGGGCCAUCGGCAACAAACUUGUGCCAAGACUGCCGUUGAUACUAGAGGUAAUGAUGACCUUACUGAUAGGGCGGAGCUUGAGGAUAAGGGGUGUGGUCAACCACACCCACAUCAAGAGAAGCCACACCUUCCAAAAUCAGCUUCAACUGCUGCGUCAACUUCAGGCAAAUCAACCUCAACAUCAGCGAAGGAGGGUAAACCUUUUGGUGGCACUUGUUUGAGGAGAGGAAGAGGAGGGAAGAGGGGAGGGAGAGGAGGUUCAGGAGGUGUGGAAAAGAGAGUUGAAAGCAGAGGGAAGACAGGUGAAGAGGAGGAGGAGGAGGAGGAGGGGUUGAGGUGUGUUCGACCGAGAGCGGGUCGACCGCCAGGUCAGAGGAUGUUUGUCCUCAGUCAUGCUCCACUCACCAGAGCUGAUGGAGGACACAGAGGUAGAGGAGCUGGCAGGACCAAGGCGGGAAGAGUCAGAGGAGGAGGAGGGAGAAGAGGAAGGGUGAACACUGCCAAAUCUCUUGUAACUACUUUCGACUUUGGAGAUAGUCCAGCAGUAGGAGGGGGCGUGGUUUCUCCUCCCAUUCCCACCCCUCACUCCAUCCCCUCCUCACUACCCUCACCUGAUUACAUUCCAUCAUCGGGACCCCAUUCCAGACCACUCAAAAGCAAACGUUCCAAAAGUGUUUUACUCCGUUCGCUGCCUGACAGUGACUACGACACUGAUCCUGAUGACGCCACUUGGAAAGAAGACAUCUCAUCUGGGAGCAGUAAACCAUCCAGUGGUAGACCCAGAGAGCCAGUUACUGUGGCAGAGAGGGGAGAUGGUAUGGAGAGAGGAAAGGGAGUGGGGGAGAAGGAGAAGGCUGCUGUUGAGAGCAGUUCCAUGGCAGACAAGGCAGACAAGAAGGAGAAGAAAGGGAAAAGAGAGGGAGGGAAGAAAGGAAAGAUGCUGGCUACAAAAAGAGCUGGUGGCAGGAAACUUCAGAUCAAUCCUUGUGAGAGUCAAGAGAGUGGAGAAACUAGGGAAGGAGAGGAUGGAGUUACACUGGCUGCAGUGAAGACUACUGGUGUAGCAGGGAGGGGAGAGGGAGGUAAGAGGGGGAGAGGAAGACCACGCAAAAACAACACAACCUCUUCAGCCACUGACAGAGCUGACACCACGCAGGACAAGAAGAGAGAGGACCUCUUACCUCCAACCAAGGGUGGCCUGGAGAGACCAAAGAAUACAACUCCUGUUGCCUCUAAAUUUGCUACCAAAGCUAAUGCUACUAACAGAGGGGAGAAUGAUCCAGAGAACAGUGGAGACGUCUUACCUCUGACUAAGAGCAACAGAGGAGGCAGACAAACGAAACUGCCCUCUGCCACUAAGCCAGCUAAGGCUGAUGACGGUUGGAGUGCUACCGUUGCCAAUGGAUCAGUACUAGGGAACACUACUUCUCUGGCUAAGAGCGGCAGGCAAAGGAGAGACAAUUUGACAUCAGCAUCUGCCAAUACUAGCGGUCCCGAUACUAACAGAGCUAAAAUUAGGGAAAGAGAGAGAAAUGAAGUUUCAAAAUCGGCUCUGAACAAGAAGAAACAGAUGGAUAAAGAGAGAGUGGAGAAAUGUAAAGAGAGUCGGUAUGAUGUUCAAGAUGAUGAUGUCAUUGAGGAGCCGUCGUCCAGUGAGGGACUGCAGAGUCCCACCGUGUCAACUUUGACCUCCAGUCCAGUGGCCUCCGGAACAAGGAGACAUAACAUGGCUGAUGAGGUGGGAGAGGUGGGGAAUAAGGGAACGAGGGGAGAGAGAUCGCCAGUCAGGAAGAAACAUCGCAGCAGCAGUGGAUAUGUCAGUGAAGUGACUUUGCUUCUGCAGUUUCCUGGCAUCCCCGGCAUCCUCAGCAAGCUCCACCCACAACCAGCAGGGAAUCUGGUGGCCCAGGCGUGGAACCAAUCUCCUCCUCUGCCCCUGCAAUCAUCAACGGCUGAUUGCCAGUUAAGAGGGAAACCAAGAGCUGCUGGAAGAGGGAGGACUAGCAAAGGAAAUGGACAGAAGGAGAGAGAGAGGAAGAAGAGAGAGAAGAAGGAGAGGGAGGAGAAGGAGGAGAGAGAGGAGAGAGAGAGGAAGGAGAGGGAGGAGAGAGAGAGGAAGAAGAGAGAGAAGAACGAGAGGGAGGAGAAGGAGAGAGAGGAGAAGGAGAGGGAGGAGAGAGAGAGGAAAAGACGAUCUGCCAGCGAGACCACCGGCCAGAGGAGGAGCAAUCUCACCUCUGAGAGGAAGAGGGGGUUGGAAUCACGACAGGUGACCCCAUUGACCCCUGCCACCCCUGACAUUGCAAACAUCUCCAUUCAGUCAGGCAACCAAGAGGAAUCCUCCGGCAGCGGGGGAUGGAGUCAGGGGUCUGGAGGGGGUGUGGCAGGAGAUGGAGAGGGAGAGGAAAGCUCUGAUCUGCAACCACACGAGGGUGUGGUGAAGUGUCUGACGUCAGUGGAGAAGACUGAUGGAGGAUCUGCGAGGUCUGAUGGCCCGAUUCCAGCCAGUCUCUCUGACAUGGAACAGAGACAGAGCCAGGGGAGGGGCGUGGCUCAGCAGGGUCUCAAGAGAGAUAUCCAGCUCAUUCAGCAGAGAUCCGUCAGGAAAGCUGUUCCCAUGGCAACCCUGGAGGGUGCUCCACGAGCCACACCUCUCGUUCCUCCUCUGCUGCUGUCUGGCCUGGAGGAUGGGAUCUGUGGAGGAAUGGUUCUCAACUAA